Nezara viridula (southern green stink bug) is the source of this 498-nucleotide messenger RNA. The record is from the annotation of a GenBank genome assembly. NCBI's taxonomy places the organism in Eukaryota, Metazoa, Arthropoda, Insecta, Hemiptera, Pentatomidae.
AUGGAGGGGGCCACGGGCCACAAUGGUGUGCCACCCAGCCCAGCACAAUUCCACGCCAACGGACGCCCUGCUCAAUAGAAGUGGACCUGGACCGGACAUGUAAUCAGGAAGAAUGAAUUAACAUGGACCAGGCAGUUUAUGGAUUGGUAUCCAAGAGAGCACGUGAGGAAGAGAGGACGCCCGCCGACAGACUGGGACAAGGAGAUGAAGAAGACCUACGGGCGAGAAGCCUGGAAGAGAGUAGCAUUAGAGAGGAAAGAAUGGAAAAGGAUGGGACAGGUUCAUUACCUAGUGUGGUCAUAUGUCGACCUAAGACUCCCUGCCGCCAUUUCUAUUCAUGACAAUCUUACUCCUGGAGUCCUCUUGCUGGUAUUGCCACAUAGAUACCUUCGAUCCAUCGCUUUUCUGGUCGAGUACCUUUUUAGGCUACUAGUCGUCCUUCAUUCUCGUCCAUGUCCAACAUGUCCAAACCAACAGCUUUUAGUCUUAAUCGAGUAA